UGAAUGAUUUUAUGCAUAUACGCAUAUUUGGCUUGAGGAAAAAGGUGAAGGCAUGACCCCACCAAAAAGGCCCAUCGCUUUGGACAAUUGCAAUCUACGUUUUGAACUCCAAAACUGUUUGACAAAAAUGGCCAAAGAACUCUUCCAAUUGGGUCUCUGUCUAACUGCUCUGUUCCCUUCCUCAACCCCGCUAACCUCUUUCCUCUCUCUAGAAUUACCAUAACCCUCUCUUGUGUUUCUUCCCUGUCCAUGGACAAGCAGCAGUUUUCACUGGCCAAGUGUUCAAGGCAGCGAUACAAUGAAUGGAUGUUUCGGGACGUCCCUAGUGAUAUCAAAAUACAAGUGAGCGGUGGAACGUUUGCCUUGCAUAAAUUCCCCCUCGUCUCCUGUUGCGGGCGAAUCAGAAAGUUGGUAGCAGGACACAGAGAUUCUGAUAUUUCAAGGAUAGAGAUAGAGCUUAUUAGCCUACCUGGAGGUGCUGAAACAUUUGAACUGGCUGCCAAAUUCUGCUACGGCGUAAACUUUGAGAUCACAUCGGCAAAUGUUGCUCAGCUAUGUUGCGUCUCAGAUUACCUCGAAAUGACCGAGGAGUUUUCAAAAAACAAUCUAUGCUCCCGAACCGAAGAGUAUCUUGACAGCAUUGUAUGCAAGAGCCUUGAAAUGUGCGUUGAGGUGUUGCAACAAUGCGAAAAUCUGCUCCCACUUGCCGAUGAGCUAAAAAUAGUAUGUCGAUGCAUUGAUGCGAUUGCUUCAAAAGCUUGCGUAGAGCAAAUCGCUUCAAGUUUUUCGCGCCUAGAAUAUAGUAGCUCGGGUAGACUCCACAUGAAUCGUCAAGCCAAAUGUGAUGGGGACUGGUGGAUAGAAGAUCUCUCUGUCCUGCGUAUUGACCUGUACCAAAGAGUCAUAACGGCUAUGAAAUGCCGUGGGGUCCGGCCCGAGAGUAUAGGGGCGUCUCUCAUGAGUUAUGCACAAAAAGAGUUGUCCAAGAAAUCCAGCUUGUGGAAUACAUCCAGACAGCCAAAAGUUGAUGGAGUUGAGGAUCCGAAUGGAAACGAAAGACUUGUAGUCGAAACGAUUGUAAGCCUUUUGCCCGUUGAGAAGCUUUCCAUUCCAAUCAGUUUUCUAUUCGGGCUUUUGCGAAGCGCUGUGAUGCUGGAUUGCAUGGUUUCUUCAAGGCUUGAUCUUGAAAGGCGGAUCGGGUCCCAGUUGGAUAUGGCUACUCUCGAUGAUCUUUUGAUCCCCUCCUUCCGCCACGCUGCUGACACUUUGUUUGAUGUCGACACGGUCCACAGAAUCUUGGUUAACUUCUCCCAGCGAGAUGACAGCGAAGACGAGAUGGAAGAUGCCUCGGUGUUUGAGUGUGAUAGUCCUCAUUCCCCAUCGCAAUCUGCAUUGUUCAAAGUUUCGAAAUUAGUGGACAAUUACCUUGCUGAAAUCGCACCCGAUGCAAACCUCAAGCUCAACAAGUUCAUUGCAAUCGCAGAUGUCUUGCCAGAGCAUGCGCGCACUACUCAUGAUGGGUUGUAUCGGGCAAUCGAUGUUUAUCUCAAAGGUCAUCAGGGUUUAUCAGACGCGGACAAGAAAAAGGUCUGCAAACUGAUCGACUUACAAAAGCUCUCCCAAGAAGCUGGUGCACAUGCUGCACAAAACGAACGCCUUCCUCUCCAAUCGGUAGUCCAGGUGCUUUACUUCGAGCAGUUAAGGCUCCGAAAUUCGUUGUCAUGCUCUUACCCUGAUGAUAAUCACAAGCCAAUACACCACUCCUGGCGGAUCAGCAGCGGUGCUCUCAGUGCUUCGUUGUCUCCCCGGGACAACUAUGCAUCGCUCAGAAGAGAGAACCGAGAGCUAAAACUUGAGCUAGCUCGGUUAAGGAUGAGGCUCAACGAUCUAGAGAAAGAUCAUGUUUGUAUGAAGAGGGAUCUGCUGAAGUCCAACUCUCGUAGGUUCAUGAGCUCUUUCUCAAAGAGUAUUGGGAAGUUGAACUUUUUUGGUCGUACUUUUUCGAGGGGAUCGGGUUCUCCGUCAAGGAAUUCACGAAGGACAGAGUCGAAGAUAACUGAAAGAACGUGAACAAGCAUUGUAGGUACCACUAAUUCACAUCACUUGGAAUUUUUUCUGCUGCUACUCUUGUGUAAUUACGCGUUUAAGGUCAUUAGCGACCCUUUUUCAGUCGUCAGCUUCGUUUUCUGUAUGUUGUGGAACUCUCUUUCUUUUAUCCUGUGUACGGGGAGAGCAAUCAUAGAACUGUGUUCUCCUUCUAAUUUACAUUUUGAGAUAGCAUUAAAGUUCCUGUGACUGUCAAAUCGGCAAAUAUGCAAAUACUUAGUUUGGUUCGUGAGAAGAUACACAUAAAGCAGAGAAAUUUGGUAUCCUACAACAUAGGUGCAUGUCCUCUUACAAGGCAGGAGUACUAUUAUCACAAACAGAUUCAAACUCGCGAUUGCUUAGACAUGGAGGGAGUUUCACCCGUACUUUCGCCAGUGAGGCUACCACCUUGGUGACAAUCAAGGGCGGAGUUGCUGGUUUAUAUGUGCUUAUCCAAAAAAAAUAACUAAAUUAAGAGGUUAAUUAUAAGGUAGCAAGUUCGGUCACAAGAACAUCAGCCAUUUGGACUCACCAACCAUGUCUGUAUAAAUUUUACCAGCACCAUUCAAUACUAGAACAUCAAGACCCAAUGUAUCUUAAUAAAUCCAUUCAUGAGAAAGACAAUCUCAAAUCCGAAACCACAUGACAAUCAAACAAUCUACGAUUUUUGGAGCUUCGAUUGCUAACGCGAACUUAUUAUGGGUGGAAUUUAAAUUCCACAGCACACUCAAUUCAAGACGAUUUCGUAUAGAAACGGAUUCCAACAGCCACGCCCAAGAUGAUGAGGGGGACUAAGAAUUGAAGUAGCUUGAUGAUGAACUCUGAUGUCUUGUCCUGGUUGUAGUGAGGCUGCUUGGGAGGAGUGUACUUUGUCUUGGAGGGAAUGCUUGACGAAUCAAUGUCCCCAACAUAGAACUCAUCCAUCAUGGCUCUAGCACUUGUACUGUGCCCAACAUCCUCAAAAUCAUCCGUUGCAUCCUUCCCUGUGAAGGACA
This is a messenger RNA of Rhododendron vialii, 3080 nucleotides long. RefSeq names its product BTB/POZ domain-containing protein At5g48800-like. Gene Ontology annotation, molecular function: protein binding. NCBI's taxonomy places the organism in Eukaryota, Viridiplantae, Streptophyta, Magnoliopsida, Ericales, Ericaceae. The record is from RefSeq and is a predicted model, not a curated record. The transcript has 4 exons. Bases 250 to 2070 code for a protein of 606 amino acids.